ACAGCUGAGGCAACAACCACUACUGCAUCUCCAACAACCACAACACCGACUCCAACAACCACAACAGCAACAACCACAACAGCCGCACCAACAUCCACUACUGCAUCUCCCACAACCACAACAGCGGCACCAACAACCACAACAGCAGCACCAACAACCACAAAAGCAGCACCAACAACCACAACAGCCGAGGCAACAACCACGACUGCAGCUCCAACAACAACAACACCGACUCCAACAACCACAACAGCAACAGCCACAACAGCCGCACCAACAACCACGACUGCAUCUCCAACAACCACAACAGCCGCACCAACAUCCACUACUGCAUCUCCCACAACCACAACAGCGGCACCAACAACCACAACAGCAGCACAAACAACCACAACAGCAUCACCAACAACCACAACAGCCGAGGCAACAACCACGACUGCAUCUCCAACAACCACAACACCGACUCCAACAACCACAACAGCAACAACCACAACAGCCGCACCAACAACCACGACUGCAGCUCCAACAACCACAACAGCCGCACCAACAACCUCGACUGCAGCUCCAACAACCACUACUGCAUCUCCCACAACCACAACAGCAUCACCAACAACCACAACAGCAGCACAAACAACCACAACAGCAUCUCCCACAACCACAACAGCGGCACCAACAACCACAACAGCAGCACCAACAACCACAAAAGCAGCACCAACAACCACAACAGCCGAGGCAACAACCACGACUGCAGCUCCAACAACAACAACACCGACUCCAACAACCACAACAGCAACAGCCACAACAGCCGCACCAACAACCACGACUGCAUCUCCAACAACCACAACAGCCGCACCAACAUCCACUACUGCAUCUCCCACAACCACAACAGCGGCACCAACAACCACAACAGCAGCACAAACAACCACAACAGCAUCACCAACAACCACAACAGCCGAGGCAACAACCACGACUGCAUCUCCAACAACCACAACACCGACUCCAACAACC
Oreochromis aureus is the source of this 1002-nucleotide messenger RNA. Its product is annotated as mucin-2-like. The annotation marks the transcript as partial. The transcript has a single exon. The record is from RefSeq and is a predicted model, not a curated record. Lineage: Eukaryota; Metazoa; Chordata; Actinopteri; Cichliformes; Cichlidae.